UCACCCAUGUCCUCUGAAGAAGGAUUCAGCUCCACGAUCACAGAUUGGCUUUUCAUCAAUUCCUGGUGGCUCCUUCUGCCAUUCAUCAUGCUUCUUGUAGUCGCUGCCUUCAUCGUUGCCUUUGUGUUGUUGUUAUACAUGAUAUCGCCCCUUAUUAGUCCAAAGCCUCUGAAACUGAACGGGGCCCACGUCGUGGUGACCGGAGGCUCAAGUGGGAUUGGGAAAUGCAUUGCAGUUGAGUGCUACAGGCAAGGAGCAUUCAUCACUUUGGUGGCACGAGACGAGGAUAAAUUGCUUCAAGCAAAGAAAGAGGUGGAGAAAUUUGCCAUCAAUGACAAGCAGGUGGUGCUCUGCAUAUCAGUGGAUGUUUCCAGUGAUUAUAGUCAGGUGGAAAAUGUGAUAAAACAGGCUCAAGAGAAGCUGGGACCUGUUGACAUGCUUGUGAACUGUGCUGGAACAUCCAUUUCUGGAAAGUUUGAGGAAGUGGAGGUGGAUCGUUUUAAAAAACUGAUGGAGGUGAACUACCUGGGCAGCGUUUACCCCACACGAGCCGUGAUAACCACCAUGAAGGAGCGACGGAUGGGCCGCAUCAUGUUCGUGUCCUCCCAGGCGGGACAGAUCGGUCUGUUCGGAUACACGGCCUACUCCCCAUCCAAGUUUGCGCUGCGCGGCUUAGCAGAGUCGCUGCAGAUGGAGAUAAAGCCAUACAAUAUCUAUGUGACGGUGGCAUAUCCUCCUGACACCGACACUCCUGGGCUGGCUGAAGAGAACAAGACAAAGCCUCUAGAGACCAGAUUAAUCUCUGAAACCGCUGGAGUUUGUCAACCAGACCAAGUGGCUAAAAUCGUUGUUCGGGACGCAGUGCAGGGGAACUUCAACAGCUCUGUUGGUCCCGAUGGUUACAUGCUGUCAGCCCUCACCUGUGGAAUGUCACCCGUCACCUCCAUCACAGAAGGUCUCCAGCAGAUCGUCACCAUGGGCUUAUUUCGGACCAUCGCUCUCUUCUACCUGGGGAGCUUUGACAGCAUCGUACGCCGCUGCAUGAUUCAAAGAGAGCAGUCGAAAGCAGCUGACAAGAGGGAGUAACGGGAGCCUUACCUUCUUCACAGCCCAGUGCCCCAACUUUCUCCACAGCUUCCCUUCCUCCAGUCCCUUCCUCCAGCUGUACAAGUGCACAACCGUAGGUGGGGAAAAACAGGCCAAGUCAAGUGCAUUUCUGAUAUUAAAAAAAAGACAGAUGGGAUGAAAGAAAGUAGCAGAUGUUUACUUGUUGCUUGUCCAGUGACGUAACCACUCCAUAGCCAUUUUGAUUUGUAACUUCUCUCAGAGCAUUCCAGUGACUUUGGUUCAAUGUGUCCACCUGCUUCUUUUUGUGGGAGCAGCCUUACUCUGUGCUUGAUUUUGCACAGUCAUGUUUCCAUUCUUGCCGACAGAAAAAAAGCAGCAGAUAGCUCGUCUGACUGGUUGUGCCAAAUAUGGCUUGAACUUCCCUCCUACCAGGGGCUGUAGUGAAAAACAGAAUGGUAACGCUCACCCUUUUGUCGUAUUCUUGCAUGUACCACCAAACUAUCUCCACCUGGUAAGAAUUUUACAGUUUUCACUAAACAAGCCCAUUGUUCGCCACCAUUUCGUACCACAAGUCUUUGCAGGCAAAGCACCUUCCCUUUUGACUGAAUAACCUCUGUGUUUGAAACCAGUUAUGACCCUCAGCGCUUUGUUUACGCUGUGGGAUGUUUUGUUUUUGUGUUCCGUGUGUGAACUAAGCCGAGACGUGAUACAAAUGCACUAUUCAGUGAUAUUGACAAGUGAGAGAGAGCAUGGUUUUUUGUUUUGUUUUAUUUUACUAAUGCAAAAACGUAAUUUCCACAAAAUAAUAAUAUUCAAAAAAAUUUACAUGCAGUGUUGGGCAGGAUGAGCUGUGUGUGUGUGAAUGUGUGUGUUUGUGUUCGCUGUGACUGAGCCGACCCCUGGGGAGAGAAAAGCCAUUAGAUUUUAUUGUCUCGGGAAUUAAAGACACCAAAUUAUUUUCUCAUCAUUCCAGCUAGGUUCAUCGAAGAAGGAAAGCAGGUACUAUAUGGGUUGAAGCCAUGAGGUCUAAAAAUGGAGAGAGGGGGGGAAAAAAACAGCACGUGAUUUCACUUUUCACCUGCGCAUUUAAACCAAUAUACUUUUGUAACACUUUGAAUUUGUGAAAGGAAGCGUAUAAUUUUUACAUGCAGUUCUAUGUGUCGGUGCACAUAUUCAGCCACCCCACAGUCAAGAUCCGAGCAGGAUCUGUUGGGUUGGCGCAAGCCAGGAAAGCGCAGGACUCGCUGGUUCGAGUCAUGUCUCUGUAGGUCUAGUGAGGGCGCUGGAGAUUUGUCUUACACGAAGGACAAAAUAGUAGAGGGACUAGCGUGGAAGUGAGGUCCUUGUCCUUCUCAUUUUGACAUGCUGUCACCCUGUCAUGCACAGCUGGGACUUUGUAACUCUAAACGAGAACAUCGACUCCCUCCUGGUUUCUGUCGAGUCCUGAAAAAUCUUUUAUUCACCAUAUGGCUUUCUAAACAUUUUGCAUAGAGGGAGAAAAAAGUACAGCUUGGACUCUUGCAAGUCUUCCUUCGGUCCAUCACAAUCGGGGAGAAUGUACUUUAAUACAAAGCAUACAAAUCAGAACAUAGGAAUAUUAUUUUGAAAUACACCAAUAUUUGAAUGCCAAAAUGUGUUAAGACAAUUUCUGUAGUUGCAAUCCAUUUAGUCGCGAUUUAUUUUUCGACGUCGCUGCUCUGUUGAUCUUAGUUUGUACAAACUGUGGAGCAGCGUGGGGACCCAUUCUGAGCCUUAAGACGUGACUACUGACAAAGCGACCGCUAUAAGAAUGGGCCUGUCCACAGACAAAUGUGACUUCACCCACAUGUGGUUUACCAGAUUAGUUAAAAUGAUUUUUUUGGUGUCGAAAAAAAAAAAAGCCAGCUGUUUUGUGUAUUUGGUCGAUUUCUAGUCUUUGUAUGACAAAAGAAGCCUUACUGAAAAUCCAAGAUAUGAUAGUGAGAAUGGAUGACUCAUGUUUUGAUGAUGUUCUCAUUUGAUAUUGGUUUAGAGGCAUACUGUCCUGCACUCAAGAGCUUUUCAUAAUUGUGCAUUUCUUGCUUUCAGAAGUUCUCUUUUACCUUAAGGUAGCAACACAUAGCUGAUAGGACAUGUAGCUCAUAUAAAAAGCAGUUUUGUUUUAAUUAACACCUUUAAGCUAUGCAAAUGAAGCCUAUGCUUACAGUACGUAUGUUUAAACAUACCCGAAAGAUUUGAGUUGUGUAACAGCCACACUAGCUUCCCCCAUUUAAUGGUGUCAUCAACAGAUACUUAAUGAACAUGAAAGUCAUACUGCACUCUUUUGUUUCAUUCUUUUUUUUUUUGUUGUUGCUUUUUUUACUUUAUUUUUCUGCCAAAAAACUUAACACCUUCACCUUGUGUGCCAUUGAAAGAAAAUGUGAGAAGUGGAACGUUUCUUUGUCUUAUUUUCUUACAUGAUAAACUAAAUAAAUACCUGUGAGGAAAAAAUUAAAA
This is a messenger RNA of Acanthochromis polyacanthus (spiny chromis), 3543 nucleotides long. It is a transcript of the gene kdsr, whose product is annotated as 3-ketodihydrosphingosine reductase. NCBI's taxonomy places the organism in Eukaryota, Metazoa, Chordata, Actinopteri, Pomacentridae. Gene Ontology annotation, biological process: sphingolipid biosynthetic process. Gene Ontology annotation, cellular component: endoplasmic reticulum membrane. The record is from RefSeq and is a predicted model, not a curated record. Gene Ontology annotation, molecular function: 3-dehydrosphinganine reductase activity. The coding region runs from base 7 to 1086 and encodes 359 amino acids. The transcript is spliced from 10 exons.